UAUAAGAAGAAAAGAAAACUCGUAGCAAAUCUCUUUCUUCCGCCCCUACGUCAGUAAAACGUCACUCUUCGUCACUAGGAACGACCUACACUUGCCGUGUCCGCUGCUCUCCCACGUGAACAGAGAUACAUUCAUAGCUGAUCUUGGAAUUCAUCCUACAGUCAAGAUGUCUGCAGUGGAAUAUGAUGAACAUGAGUCCAAGUUUAUGCGUAAAGCUAAAGAAAAUCCAUUUGUUCCUGCAGGAAUGGCUGGAUGUGUAGCUAUUGUUGCCUAUGGGCUCUUCAAACUGAAAAGCCGUGGAAACACAAAGAUGUCAGUGCACCUUAUUCACAUGCGUGUAGGAGCCCAGGGUUUUAUUGUUGGAGCAAUGACCAUAGGUGUCCUCUACUCAAUGUACCAAGACUACGUGGUGAAGCCCAUGGCAGAACAGAAAGCCCUGAAGAGCAAAUGAAUUUUGUUAUUUAUUUUUUAUUAAUUUGAACCUCAUUUGUUUUUGACAUGGUGUUAUUAAUGGACUCAAGUAGUAGUUUUUAAGUGAUGGGAAUCUUAUUCCAUUUCAUAUUUGCUGUGCCUCAGAUUUCUGGGGUCAUCAUACUGUAUCGUUGUGCCUUAUCAAGGGGAAAACAACCCUGUAUUGUUACUUUCUUUACUAAAGAAAAGAGUGAAAAGCUGUGAACACACCUGGCAGGCAUAUAGUCCUGCUUGUCUCUGUAGGUAGGCUACAUGAAAGUGGGGAAAAAAUCCAGGUUUGCUACUUGUGGAGGACUCCACUCGCCCCUGGGAAAGCACUAGAUUACUUUAAGCAAUACCAACUGUUUUAUUUCUAAGAGCCUUGAGCUGUAUUUAGUCUUAUUUAUUUCAUGAUGUUAAUGCACCUUAUUCUCUGCUCCUCUAUUAAAACUAUGAAAGGAAAGGUUCUGUUUUAUUGCUGUCUCUUGUCUUCUGACAGCCAUCACUGAAAUGGUUGCUUAUGGAAAAUAAUGUAUUCUACUUCCCUAGGAAAAGUAAGUAAAAUGUCAUCUUUGUAUGGUUGCAUUACAUUGCAGGUAAUCUUGUAAACAGGUAUCUGAAGCAGUAGUUGAUCUCUAGGAGCCGCAUUUAAGUUUAAUUUAAUUUUCCGAAUCUAUUCAUUUUUCGUAUUUGUGUUUGGCAAGUGUGCACCCUCUACAGGUGGUGAGGGUGGGUGCUGCCCUAUAAAUUGGUCUGAUUUGCGCAUGGCGGGGAGAAGGCGGGUGAUCAAGCCAUACCGUUAUUGACCUCAGCCAGUUCGGUCAUACUCAGUCACGGUCUACUACGGCCUACUCAACUGUGAGCAUUGGCCUCUUGACCCUAGUGCGGACUGAAUGGAGUUAUGUUUCAUGUUUAUUUUUUGUUGCAAUAAAUGGUUCAGAAACACA
Messenger RNA from Clupea harengus (Atlantic herring), 1397 nucleotides. RefSeq names its product HIG1 hypoxia inducible domain family, member 1A (gene higd1a). Gene Ontology annotation, cellular component: mitochondrion. NCBI's taxonomy places the organism in Eukaryota, Metazoa, Chordata, Actinopteri, Clupeiformes, Clupeidae. The record is from RefSeq and is a predicted model, not a curated record. Gene Ontology annotation, biological process: mitochondrial respirasome assembly.